Molecule: messenger RNA, 2044 nt
Organism: Cuscuta europaea
Lineage: Eukaryota; Viridiplantae; Streptophyta; Magnoliopsida; Solanales; Convolvulaceae
Source: the annotation of a GenBank genome assembly
UCAGCAAUGGACAAAACUCCCCAAGAUCCAAAACCCGCCACCGCCACCGCCACCGCCGCCGUCGACGGCGUUUCAGCCGGAAAGACGAAGCAAAUGUGGGACUGCGGAAGCUCUCUCUACGACUCAUUCGAGCUGAGGUCAUUCGAGCGCCAGCUCAACUCAGCUAUAGAUUCUAGAAGCUUCUCGAUGCCCCAUUUACCCGAAAACCGCAGCCGCCGGACCAUACAGCUUCAUCCGCCGCCGCCUAAGGGAGCGCACUCGUCUCCGUCGUCCAAGAUUUCUCGGUCCUUCCAGAAGCUUCUGAAAUCUGUUUUCCGGCACAAACCAGCUGCCGUCGACGGUAACGGUGGCGCUAAGCAGCAGCGCCAGCAGCAGUUCCGAGUCUCGGAGGCGUCACGGAGCGGGUUGCUCAAGGCCAUUUGUGAGAAUUCCGAUGACGUGCCAGAGCGUUUGACGAUUCCGGAGGUCCCGGAGUACGAUAUGCUCUCGCCGGAGAUCAGAUCGUUGGUGCGGCGGACACCGUCCGAGCGGUUUAUGGCUUCUUCUAGUAUUGGUAUUUCAUGCGCUUAAUAAAUAUGGAGUAACACUAGUGAUAAUAAAAGCGGUCUCUGAUCGAGUCUCUAAUACAAGACGUUUCGAGUUCGAAACUCUCUCUUACCUAUAGAGUAAAUAAAGAAAAAAGGGAAAGUAUAUUUUGUGUUAAUUUGGUACAGAAUAUGUAAAUUUUUAUGUCUAAAGCUAAUUUAUAAUGUCCCAGCAAAUAUAUACUACGUACUUAAUUAUGGAGUGUUAUAAGCUAUUAAUAGUAUAUAAAUUGUCCUAAAUAGGAUUAAAAACGUUUUGAAAUUCGAAAAUGAGACUUUCAUGUUUUUAUUCUCAUAAUAGGAGUAAUUCUAACAAGUUUGAGAAAAAAAUGUUCAUGCUUAAACCCUAGUAAUGCCAAACUUGGCAGAAAUUUACUCGUGUUCGGGGAAUAAAAAUAUGAUAGUCCUAUUUUAGAAUUUAAAAACUUUUUUACUCCCAUGUAGGAAAUUUUCUCUUUUAAUAGUAUCAUGUGUUUGGUUUAGUGAUAGAGGUGUCUAUAAAUGCAUUCAAGUGUCCGUUUUAUUUCUAUAUAAGGAACAAUUUUGUUUUGAAAUAUUUUCAUUCAACCACUUACAUCACUCUCCAGUCUCCAUAGUGUUUAGACAGUUUAAAUCAAAAUAUGUAAUAGGAGUGUGUAAUAAAUGGUAUACAUGGAGUUAUUUGUGAUUCAAAUUUAGUAAUUAAUUAUUACACUCCGUACGCAACAAGUUUGGUUCAGGUAUAAAUGAUCAUAAAUGUGUAUAAAUGAAUUGUUUUAGAUAUAUAAUUAUAAAUGCAUCAAAUCAAAUGAUAAUAUUAAAAUACAGCGAAAUUAUGGGAAUGCAUGUGAGGGGUAAUGUAAGUGUAAAUCAGUGAUGGUUAGUGGUCGAUGAACGACAAGAUUGUAAAAAGGUUGUAGCUAUUACACUUCUGUUUGAUACUCCGAAUAAACAAUUAAUUAAUGUUAAUUAUAAAUGAUAAAUGUUGGAAAACAAUAAAAGAGGUCUAAUAUGUUAUUAAUUAAAAUGUGUUUACCAUCAGAUAAAUAAUACAUGGCUAUUCAUGAAAUAAUAAAAGUGUAGAUACCAGGAUAAUAUAUUUGUUUUGGUGACGAGUCAAAUUAAAUAUAUUACACUGAAGUGAUACAACGGUUAUGACCCCCGGUGCGUGUAAAUUAAGAGAUAACAAUAAAGAUAUUGUAACGGAAAAUAGCCUAAUAAAUUGUUCUAAAUAUUACCAUAAUUGUUGUAAUAAUUAAGGAGUUAUUAGAAUAUUAAGGGGCCAACCGUUACAACAUUAAACUAGUCCUAUAAAUAUCUCAUCUAUUGUGUGGGACUAGAGAUAAUCUCAUACAGUACAUAGCACUGGAAGGUUAGGCCGAUCAAUCGUGUUGGAUUCCGGGUCUUCUUAAAGUGUUAAUGCAAAUGAAUUCUCAAGGUAUUGUUCUAAUUUUAGUUCAUACAUAUUUGAUUUCAUUGAU